Molecule: messenger RNA, 1341 nt
Organism: Ogataea haglerorum
Lineage: Eukaryota; Fungi; Ascomycota; Pichiomycetes; Pichiales; Pichiaceae
Exons: 1
Coding region: 1-1341 (446 amino acids)
Biological process (GO): intracellular protein localization
Cellular component (GO): plasma membrane
Source: RefSeq, a predicted model, not a curated record
AUGGCAUCAUCCAAUGCGAACCCGCAGGCGCCACCAGGUGCCAAUACCUCGUCUAAUUUUGCUAGGGCCGAUGAUCUGGAACAGAGAGUGGUCUCGAAGACGGAGGUGGAUACCCUACAAUCGGAAAAGCAAUCUGUGAACAGAUGGCCAACGCUCUUUGAAAUCCUCAACCGCAAAACUGAGUCUCCUGUUGAUCUGUGGUCGUUUUAUGUGUACAUGAGAGACGAACAGAGAAACAUAGACUAUCUAGACUUUUGGAUCGACACAGUGCAGCAUAUGGGUCUUUGUAAAGCCUAUGUGAAGGGACUCAAACAGUCGCUGGCUGUAAAUGAGCGAAUACGGAAUGCCGACCAGACUUUUAGCUCCGCCCCAGGACAAAGCACUCCUUUGCGCCAGACUCCGCCUUCUAAUAGACAAUCUAAUACCAGCAGCAGAGACUCGAAAUCUUCAUCGCUCUUGUUGGAACUGCUCGUGCGCAACAAUCUCCUUGAGGACUCCGAUUCGCGCAGAAUGUCUGCUUUUUUGCGGGGAGAAAGCAGUGUGCGAUCGAGCGAUCCGUUAGUGAACGCCAAGAUCGACGAGCUGAAACGAAAAUCACAGACUCCGAGCGAUGACAACUCAAAAGAUACUUCAAAAGAAUCGACUUCGUCCAAGAGAGUGUCUACAAUCAGUCCUCAAAUGAUUGAGACCAUGAUACAGCAAGAUCUGCUUCCUCCUGAGAAGCCGUUCAAGGACAGCCAUCUGGCGACGCGCGAGAAACUCAGUGAGUCGGCACAGAAUAUAGUGCGCACCUAUUUCCUCGACAGCUCGCCCAAGAGAAUAGUAAUACCUCCAGAAAUGGUGGAAAAUGUGAUCCAGGCCGUUCACCGAGACGGACGCGAUGACCCAGAGAUUUUUGACGAGCCGCGAGAGUUCGUGUUCAAAGCUAUGGAACACGAGGCAUACCCUAAUUUCCUCCGAUAUCAUGCAUUGUCAAACGUGACAUCCAAAUCAGCGGCGUACAGAAUGCUGGGCUCGUUUUUGUCUGGAUUGGGGGCUUUCUGGACCGGAUACACUCUUAUUUUUCUUGACUACCAACCAAAACGAGUGCGGUGGGUGGUUGCCGUGCCGUUCUUUUUUGCAUUCUACUUGGUGCUAAGCAGCUACUACCGGGUAGACCCCUUGCUCUAUUUUGCUGGCUACAGCGAGAGCUACGCCUCGAAAAAUGGACUUGUGCUCAUCAAAGAGCCUUUCGUGAAGAACUUGCUGCGACGCCGCUCCAGUUUCGUGCUGUUGCUCAUCUUGCUGAUGACAGCAGUUCUAAGCAUCGUAUUCGCCCUGGUGCCGGGUAGAAGGCUUUGA